Messenger RNA from Sciurus carolinensis (gray squirrel), 928 nucleotides. RefSeq names its product NOP16 nucleolar protein (gene Nop16). The coding region runs from base 125 to 655 and encodes 176 amino acids. Gene Ontology annotation, biological process: ribosomal large subunit biogenesis. Gene Ontology annotation, cellular component: nucleolus. The record is from RefSeq and is a predicted model, not a curated record. The transcript has 5 exons. Lineage: Eukaryota; Metazoa; Chordata; Mammalia; Rodentia; Sciuridae.
AAAUGCUAUGGGAAAGACUACAUUUCCCAAAAAACCCCGCGCUCACCCACCGGAAGGAGUCUGUUAACACGAGGUUCUAAGUGUGAGGCUUCAGGGGUGAGCUGCUGGUGCGGCUGUCAGCGCGAUGCCCAAGGCCAAGGGCAAAACUCGAAGGCAGAAGUUCGGCUAUAAUGUCAACCGAAAGCGUCUGAACCGGAAUGCUCGACGGAAGGCAGCGCCACGUAUCGAGUGCUCCCACAUCCGACAUGCCUGGGACCACGCCAAAUCCGUGCGGCAGAACCUGGCAGAGAUGGGAUUGGCCAUGGACCCCAAUAAGGCGGUUCCCCUUCGUAAGAAAAAGGUGAAGGCCGUGGACAUGGAGGAGAGGCCUAAGGAGCUUGUGCGGAAGCCUUAUGUGCUAAAUGAUCUAGAGGCAGAAGCCAGCCUCCCAGAAAAGAAAGGAAACACCCUGUCUCGGGAUCUCAUUGACUACGUCCACUACAUGGUGGAGAACCAUGGGGAGGACUAUAAGGCCAUGGCUCGGGAUGAGAAGAAUUACUAUCAAGAUACUCCCAAACAAAUUCGGAAUAAGAUCAACGUCUAUAAACGUUUUUACCCAGUGGAGUGGCAAGCUUUCAUCGAUUCUUUGCAGAAGGAUAAAAUGGAGGUUGAGUGACUGGUUUAUACCUGUUUCAGGCUGAGGCUUCCCCCGGACUAUGAAGCUGGAGCCAGGGUUAAAGGCAAAGAGAGAGAGUGUGGCUUCUGAUGAGGCUGACCAAUCUGUGGAAUCAGGUUAUACACACCCUCCCACUCUGGGAAAGGAGGUGUCUUAGGGGCUCCAAUUUACAUUCUUUUGGGAGCUCUCAGAAAAGCCAGAACUUCUUGUUUUCAGAGUGAGUGCUUUAUUUGAAUAUAGUCUGUACAUAAUAAAAUCAGAUAUUUAAUUUCC